This is a messenger RNA of Pecten maximus, 3904 nucleotides long. RefSeq lists its product as uncharacterized. The transcript has 13 exons. Gene Ontology annotation, biological process: signal transduction. The coding region runs from base 257 to 3151 and encodes 964 amino acids. Gene Ontology annotation, molecular function: protein binding; calcium ion binding. The record is from RefSeq and is a predicted model, not a curated record. NCBI's taxonomy places the organism in Eukaryota, Metazoa, Mollusca, Bivalvia, Pectinida, Pectinidae.
UAUAUCCUUCAAGAUAAUACACAAGCAUGGAUUCUAUUGCCUCCAGGGAGGGGAGGAUACUGCCGAAAGGUUCCGCAAUUUGGAUGCAUUGAUAGAAUACUACAAUAAGAAUCCUAUCUACUCUAACGCGUGGAGAAACCCAUUUUACUGUCAAUCAUUUACAUUGAAGCAUUCUACACCUCCGUUUGUGCCUGUAUGUGCCCAGCAUCCUAAGGUACCACUUGUGGUAGGAAAAACUGAAGAUGAACUCCUUUGUAUGGAAUGCUCUGAAAAAGUAGAUAGAUAUUUCAUAGAGAAGGGAAAACUUGCAGAAUUUCGUGAGAUUUUCGGUCAUCUGGAUUCAGAGAAUUUCUCCAUAGGCCUUCAAACAGAGAACAACGUUAAAUCACUCCUCAGAGACAAGGGUGUGCUGGAAGAUGCUGUUUCCAGAAUAUGGGAGCUUGCUGACUUAGACCGCGACAAAUUUCUCAACGAAGACGAGUUCUGUAUAGCGAUGUAUCUUGCUGAGUUAGCCUUGGCCAAGAAAAUGUUACCCCAGGGUAAAAAUAUUCCUCCGUCGCUAAUACCACCAUUUGAUGCCAUCGAAGAAAAGGAUUUACCGGCAGAGAUUCUGCAGAUGGACCAGCGCUCCAUACAACUGUACAGAGAAUGUUUGGAGGACAAAGAGGAGGCUGACUAUCAUAUAAGAGUGAUUGUGAUUGGUCAGACUGAGGUUGGCAAGACAACGCUUACUCGCAAUCUCCUAAGGCUGCCAGAAAUGAAACCACCUGGAACUACAAGUACAGAUGGAGUUGAUAUCCACAACAGUUUUGUGUCCUUGAAUGAUAACACUUGGAUUACUGAUAAAACUGUAUGGAGUUUGAAUCAGGUGCAUUGGGAGCAGGAGUUGUUCCGGAGUACCACUUCUCUGAAAACUGAAGUAUCAACCCCUUCUGGGGAGGCUGAGACAGAGGAUGAUGACAAGUUGGCUGGUGAUGAAGUGUUAGAUCCAACAGAGGUUGAUUCUGAUUCUAACCAAAUAAGCUUCACUCUUGAUGAUGUUGAAAACAAGGUGGAUGCCCCAACAGAGAUUGCUGCUGGAGUUACCUCCCCUUCACAAAUCAUCAGCGAAACUGAACAAGAUUCAAUGUCUUCAUGCAAAGAUUUUUUGCAAAUGGUGCAUACAAUGGAGAAAGCCAAAUUAGGAGCUAGCAAUAAUGGCGUUGAUCAGAGUCAGACAGCAGAUAAUGCUUUCCUCAACACUGUCAGAAAUCUGGUGAUGUCUCAAAAGGAUUCAGUAGCAGACUUAGAUGAUAAAAACUAUGGCGAGUUGUCUGUGUGGGACUUUGCUGGUCAGUUUGUGUUUUAUACAACCCAUCACACAUUCCUGACCCCUCGAGCAGUGUAUCUUCUGGUCACAAGGCUUGACCAAAGCAUCAACGAUCCUGUAGAUAAUGACCAGUGUGUUCUUGAUGUCACUGGCUGCAAAGAGUUGAAAAUCAGGGAUUUGGUGUCGUACUGGAUGAACUCUGUCCACCUAUACAGCCAUAGUGUGGAGCAUCAGCCGCCCGUGGUACUUGUGGGGACACACCUGGACAAGGUCGAGGGAGACAUAGAAAAAAAGACCAACGAUUACUUUGUGGAGCUAAGGAAAUCUCUGUUGAAGACGCCCACUUCUCGUCACCUGAUCGACAAGGACUUUACAAUGUCAAACACACCUACUGAACAGGAAAUAGGAAGUCUCCGACGGAAAAUUGUGGAACUGGCUUCCAAGCAGAAAUACUGGGGAGAAAAAAUUCCGGCCAGAUGGAUAGCUCUUGAAAGGGCGAUGGUGGAACAAAAGCUUAAAGGUAUCUGUAUUCUGUCUUAUGAAGAGGUUGUAGAGCUGGAUAAAAGUACUGGAGUUCCAAUCGGCGAGAAGGAGAAACUAGACUUGUUCCUUCGCUUUCAGCAUGCCAUAGGGAAUAUCAUUUAUUUCAGUGAAGGUUGUCUGCGGGAUCACAUUGUUCUUAGCCCACAAUGGCUCAUAAAUGCAUUCAAAUGUAUUAUCACAGCUCGGCAAUUUUGCAUCAAGAACCCAGCUCUUGCACAGCACUGGGAUGACCUGAACAGCACUGGGAAGCUUCAUCAAUCUAUGGUACAGGGAAUUUUCAGAAAACAGGACAGAUUCUGUCAGCACAAGGAGCAUAUUCUUGGUCUGAUGGAACGUCUCGACAUCAUUAGCCGCCCCUUUGUGCAUCAACCUGGUGACAAAAGUCAUCCAGCACUGCAAGAGUUCUACUUUGUGCCAUCAUUGCUUCAGGACAAGCUAACAGAAUGCCAGUUGGACAACUAUGUCUAUGACACAAACAGAACACCUUUCCUCUGUUAUGUCUUCAAAAACAAUUUCCUGCCACCUGCCGUGUUCCACAGGCUCCUUGCUGCAUGUGUCUCCAAAUAUCCAGUGGCAAAACAGGGAUCUCAGCUCCUGAUGUUUUGUGGAUGUGGUAUGUUUGAUCUAAAUGGCGGCCUGACACGUCUCGUGGUGGCUUUCUAUGACAACAUGAUUCAAAUAGGACUUUUCCGAUUCAGUCAAACAAAGCAUCCACCAGAAAGCGCUACAUGUGUUUCUGUGCAAACUUUUGUGGCCGAAACCUUGAGGCGCAUUCUUGGUAGGUACUGCAUGAAUCUGCCAUUCACGGUGCGUUUGAAGUGUGAAGGAAGUCCCCUGCUAUCCAAUGAGGGUCUGAUUUCUGUUGAGGAUCUGACAACAGAAGGGAUUGAGAUGGUAUGUCAUGGUCAUGACAACAAAAGCCACAUAAUCAACAAAGAACGCCACCUUCAGGGAUGGUUUCCUGAUAAGAAAUCAACUACUGACAACACUCUGGAAGACAAAGGUGAUCAGAUAAAAUCUGUCAUCUUUGGACGUCUUGAUGAUAUCCCAGAUGAUCUUGAACUCACUCGAAUAUCUGCCUUAAUUGGAAAAGAAUUUGAAAUUCUUGCUCGUUAUCUUGGAAUUGAUGAUGCAGAGAUUUUCCAGAUUCGGUCUGACCACCCAUUCGACACCAGAUCACAGAUAUACCACAUUUUAGUCCGAUGGAAACAAAAGUCAGGGAAGAAUGCUACAUAUCGUAGCUUAGAAGAAGCAUUCCAAUUUUCUGAAAUUAAUACAGAAAUUCUCUUUGGAUCGUAAAUCCUUAGUGUCAUUUGGUACAUGUAUACUGACAGCGCCAAUAUCAAUUGUUGAAAAGUCAAUAAGUUUACAUGAACGUAAAAGUGUAACCUGGUUGUAUGCACUUUCUUGCCUUGUUUGAGGGCUCUAACCCAGUAUUCAAAUCCAGUAGAUAUAUAUGUGUGUUAUGAUUUAGAAGUUUGAAUUGUUCAGAUGUACGAUGCAGUUUAAUUCAUUUUUAACUCUCCUGCAUCUAACUCUCAAUUUGAAUUGAGAUAUUCUAAUAGCUUGUGUCAUUUAUACAACCCUAGCCUUCUAAAGCAAUCAAGAACAUGCGUUUCUUUAAAAGACUUAAUUAUAAUCCAAUUUUCCUGACAUUUCAUACAUUUGCAAUCAUCAUCUCGUGUAGGAAGAUGUGAUUCAAUCACCCGAGAUCAAAAAUGUUAUCUAUAGAUUUCCUUGCUGUACUAACUUUAUUAGGUUAUUUGGACCCGAAGUGUCGGGAUGACCUACACUCAUUGAUUCGUCCGUCAUCAUCUGCCACACGUAAAUUUUUCACAUUUCAAACUUCUUCUCUCAAGUUUUACCGGUGGGAUUCAGCUCUUACUUACCCGAAAUGAUCCUGAGAUGGUUCUGACCAAGUUGUGUUAUUUUUUUUGGUCUGUCCGAAAUCCGAGGUGGCCGCCAUGGCAGCCAUCUUGAAAAACAUGUUUUAAAUUUCUUCUACAGUUCCACUGAGAUCAUUGAGCUGGAAAUUGGUGAGGAUGUUAAGGA